AUGGCGGCCGUUCCCAGCAUGACACAUAUGUUGCGUUUUAAUGGUUGUGAAUCCCUGAAUAAAGUUUCUCUUUUGAUAUUUGGAGUUAACAGUAUAAAUAAAAAGAAACUAUCUCAGACUAUCACCAAACUCUCAACCAAUUUUGAUGUGAAAAUUCAAAUUUCAGAUUACCUGUUUCCUGAAAAAGACAAAAAUCCUUUUCAAUUCAAUGUUGAUUAUAUUUGUUUUGUUGCUGAUAUUUCACAAAAAGAAAGCUUGAAGAGAGUUACAGAUUCUAUGAAAUUUAUUGAUGCAAAAUACUUUCUUAGCAGAGCAUGUUUGGUUGUUCACAUACCAAAUGGAUGUCGGGAAAAUUUUUCAAUUGAACUAGAAUCAAUUAAUCAUUUAGCCAAGAAUUAUAAUUUGAUGACAAUUUUUGGCAAUCUUGAGAAAGGAGCUGAUAAAGUUUCCACACAACUUCUCAGAUUGGUUGAGAUAGCAUGUGGCUUUAAAAAAAAUGGAAAAAAUUCACUUCUUUUAUCACUUGUAUAG
This is a messenger RNA of Acanthosepion pharaonis, 531 nucleotides long. The record is from the annotation of a GenBank genome assembly. Lineage: Eukaryota; Metazoa; Mollusca; Cephalopoda; Sepiida; Sepiidae.